Messenger RNA from Naumovozyma castellii, 3975 nucleotides. RefSeq lists its product as uncharacterized. The record is from RefSeq and is a predicted model, not a curated record. The transcript has a single exon. NCBI's taxonomy places the organism in Eukaryota, Fungi, Ascomycota, Saccharomycetes, Saccharomycetales, Saccharomycetaceae. The coding region runs from base 1 to 3975 and encodes 1324 amino acids.
AUGGAUAAAGGUUACGAGAUCUACGCUGACAUAUUCGGUGCAUCAAGACUACCUGAUUCAAUACCACCAAUAUCCAAUAAUCAUAACAAUGCUGAUGAUGAUGACGUACCUGAUAAAAUUGAAGAUAUACCAAAUUUAUCCUAUCUGAUAACGGGCGACAUCACAAAGGAUCUCUACACUAAAUUGAACUUGAAUGAUGCCACGGCAAAUAUAAAAAGAGUAUCAGAUUCACAAACUUUAUCCUCUAGUUCAAAUGAUAAUUCUCCUAUUACUAGCCCUAGAAAGAGUAACCCCAGUUCCACUUCCACAGAGGAAAAACAUGUCCAUCAUUAUUCUACCAAGAAUAUUCCAUCGUCAUCAAAGAGUGUGGAACCAUUUAUAGCGUCUCCCUCUGCCCUUCCAUCUACUUCAACCUCAACGGCGGCCACCUCUCAUCAAAACUUGAAAAAUAGUUUCGUACCAAAGAGGAAACCCUCACUACCACAAUUAGCCAUGGCAACAUUGAAGAAAGGCGCCAAUGCAAGUCCCACAACAACUCCUACUCAUUCAAGAGGUAAAUCUCCCUUACAAAGUUUUGGGUUUUUUUCAAGACCAAGUUCCAAGGAUUUAAAUGAUCAUAAUCCACAACAAUCUCCAAAGGCGAAUAAUAAUAACAAUAACGCAGCAAGAAGAAAUUCAAACUCUUCAAGAUCAAUGUCCAUAAAUUCACAUUCUUUUAAAAAUAUCGCAUCUUCUUUCCAAAAUAGAUCAUCAAGUAAUAAUAGCAUUAAUAACAAUUACAAUAACGAAUAUCAUUUGAAUAACGCCACUAUUAACGAAGAUUAUGAUAAUUAUUCAACAACUUCUUCAUCUGUACUGGGAUUAGGAUUGAAAUCAAAAAUGUCCUCCACAUCAUUAUCUUCCAAAAGAUACGCCUCCGCAUCGGGAACUUCUUUGUCACAUCAUCAUUUCCAACAACAACAACCCCAGCAGCAACAACUCCAGCAGCAGCAGCAACAACAUCCACAUCAUCAUAAUCAUCACUAUCGUCGUGCAAGUGCAACACCAACAAUGACAUCUUCCGUGGCAUCUAUCAAUAAUAAGCCAAUAUUAAGCGCGCCCUCAAAGAAACCAAAAGUUUAUCCUGCAUUACUAUCGAGGGUCUCCAAGAAAUUUAAAGAAUAUAUUCAAUUAGGUGAAUACAAGAAGGAUGGUCUUUUGUAUAGAAAUGCAUUCACGGGACAACAUGCCGUGGAUAUCAUAUGUUCUAUAAUAAGAUCAUCAGACAGAAAUUUGGCAUUAUUAUUAGGUAGAUCCAUGGAUGCCCAAAAAUUAUUUCAUGACGUGGUCUAUGAACAUAGAUUAAGAGAUUCACCAUAUGAAAUUUAUGAAUUUACUGAUAAUUCCAGGUUUGUAGGAUCAGGUACAACAAACGCUCAUGACCCACUAAUGUUAUUAUCCUCAUCAUCUACUACAACGGCAAAUAAUAAUAAUAACAAGAUGCCUCCUUCUACAUCAGCCUCUUCCAUAAAUAGUGGACCAGGGCCUAGUUUUUCAGCAUCGAUGACCCCAUUAAAUACAGAUAUGAAAAUGUCCAUGUCUUCUUUAUCUACUACGACAGCGAAUACACCAACUACAACAACAGCAACAAAUAUAAACAUUAAUGGGGUCUUCACUCUAUUGGCAGAUUGUUAUUCCCCCACUUGUACCAGAGACAGGUUAUGUUAUUCCAUCUCAUGUCCACGUCGUCUGGAACAACAGGCUAGAUUAAAUUUGAAACCAAAGGGUGGAUUGAAACGUAACAUAUCCAUGGCUUUAGAUGAUGACGAGGAUGAAAAUCCAUCCUGGACGUCAUCAGUCUCAAAGGAAACAUGGGAAUCAUUACCGAAGAAGGAGAUUAAGAGACAAGAAGCCAUUUAUGAAGUAUUUAUCACAGAGAAAAAAUUUGUUAAAUCUUUAGAAGUUACAAGAGAUACAUUUAUGAAAACUUUAUCAGAAACAAGUAUUAUUCCAGCUGACAUAAGGAAAAAUUUCAUAAAGCAUGUCUUUGCUCACAUCAAUGAUAUUUACUCAGUGAACAGAAGAUUUUUAGAAGCAUUGACAGAUAGACAAAAAUCAAGCCCUGUAGUAAGAGGAAUAGGUGAUAUCAUUCUUAGAUUUAUACCGUUUUUUGAACCAUUUGUGGCAUAUGUGGCAUCAAGACCAUACGCUAAGUACUUAAUUGAAACGCAGAGAUCUGUAAACCCCUAUUUUGCCAGAUUUGAUGAAGACAUGAUGAACUCUACAUUAAGACAUGGGAUUGACUCAUUCUUAUCACAAGGUGUCUCUAGACCAGGUCGUUAUAUGUUACUAGUAAGAGAAAUUAUGAAAUCAUGUGAUCCAGAAAAGGAUAAGAGAGAUUUAGAAAGUUUAAGUAAAGCUAUGGAUGCAUUGAGAGAUUUUAUGAAAAGAAUUGAUAAGGCAAGUGGUGCUGCACAGGAUAGACAUGAUGUCAAGUUAUUAAAACAGAAAAUUCUAUUUAAGAAUGAAUAUGUUAAUAUGGGGUUAAAUGAUGAAAAGAGAAAGAUUAAGCACGAGGGAAUUCUUUCUAGAAAAGAAUUAAGUAAAGCUGACAGUACUAUGGGUGGUGAUAUUCAAUUUUAUCUGCUAGAUAAUAUGUUGCUAUUCUUAAAGGCUAAAGCUGUCAAUAAAUGGCAUCAACAUAAAGUCUUUCAGAGACCAAUACCCUUACCACUCUUAUUUGCAUGUCCAGGUGAAGAUAUGCCAGCAUUAAGAAAAUAUAUUGGUAACUCAGCUGAUUCUUCUGGGACUGUUAUUCAACCAGAAUUUAACACAACAAAUCCAAAAAAUGCGAUCACAUUCUUAUAUUUUGGAGCAAAACAUAGAUAUCAAGUCACUUUGUAUGCAGCACAAUAUGCUGGUUUACAAACUUUGUUAGAGAAGAUUAAGCAAGAACAGGCACGUAUUAUUAGUGAAACUUCAUUAAUUAACGUGUCCAAGAUUAGUGAUAAAUUCUUUGAUUAUACCAACAAAAUUAAUAGUGUUACUUCAUGUGAUGGUGGACGUAAAUUAUUGAUUGCCACCAAUUCAGGCCUAUACACAAGUAAUAUUAAGAGGCAACCAAGUAAAGAUGGACAAAAGGCAACUAUUUUAUUCUCUACACCGGUUCAGUUAAUUCAAAGAAAUAACAUUACACAAGUUGCUGUCUUGGAAGAGUUCCAAUCGAUCUUAUUGCUGGUUGAUAAGAAAUUAUACAGUUGUCCAUUUACACUAUUGCAGGUUGAAGGAUCAGGUGGAACAUCAUUCUUCAAAAAGCAUUCUAAAGAAUUGAUUAACCACGUUAAUUUCUUUUCUGAAGGUGAUUGUAAUGGUAAGAGAUUGAUCGUUACGGCCCAUAGCUCGUCGCAUUCUAUUAAAUUUUUCGAACAUGAACAUCCUCUCCUUUCCAAGAAUGGGACCAAUACAAGUAAUAGUAAGAAACAUCUAAAGAAGAAGAUAACAGAAGUGGUCUUUGAUUCAGAACCAGUAUCAAUAUCAUUCUUGAAGGCGAACUUAUGUGUGGGUUGUAAAAAGGGUUUCCAAAUUGUUAGCGUAUCUCAAAAUGCACAUGAAUCAUUAUUAGAUCCAGCCGAUACUUCACUUGAAUUUGCUCUCAGAGAUACCUUGAAACCAAUGGCAAUUUAUAGAGUUGGGAAUAUGUUCUUAUUAUGUUACACUGAAUUUGCAUUCUUUGUCAAUAAUCAAGGUUGGCGUAAGAAGGAAUCUCAUAUUAUACAUUGGGAAGGUGAACCUCAAAAAUUUGCCAUUUGGUAUCCUUACAUUUUGGCAUUUGAUAGUUCAUUUAUUGAAAUUAGAAAGAUUGAUACCGGGGAAUUGGUUCGCUGUAUUUUGGGUGAUAAGAUUAGACUUUUACAAAGUAACACACAAGAGAUACUUUAUGCAUAUGAGGAUUACCGCGGUUUUGAUACUGUGGCAACUCUAGAUUUCUGGGGUUGA